This is a messenger RNA of Branchiostoma floridae (Florida lancelet), 1478 nucleotides long. RefSeq names its product lysosomal Pro-X carboxypeptidase-like. The coding region runs from base 16 to 1446 and encodes 476 amino acids. Gene Ontology annotation, molecular function: serine-type exopeptidase activity; dipeptidyl-peptidase activity. NCBI's taxonomy places the organism in Eukaryota, Metazoa, Chordata, Leptocardii, Amphioxiformes, Branchiostomatidae. The record is from RefSeq and is a predicted model, not a curated record. The transcript has 9 exons. Gene Ontology annotation, biological process: regulation of blood vessel endothelial cell migration; angiogenesis involved in wound healing; negative regulation of systemic arterial blood pressure.
CGUAUUUCGCGUACUAUGGACGACCAAAGAGUCUUGUUAGCCAUGUUAGCUAAUAGGUUGUUGUUUGUAUAUGUUGUGUUGAGUCAGGGAAGCUGCAGUGUUAGCGUCAGUGCGACGGAUGUGCCGGGAUACAAGACGCGUUAUGUUGAAGUACAGGUUGACCACUUUAGCUUUGCGAACCCAGACACCUUCCUGCUGCGAUACCUGGUCAACGACACCUAUUUCAAAGAUGGAGGCCCAAUUUUCUUCUACACAGGGAAUGAAGGGGAUAUUGAAGGCUUCGUCAAGAAUACAGGGUUGUUAAUGGAGAUGGCACCUAGGUUUGGUGCGAUGGUCAUCUUUGCAGAGCAUCGCUACUAUGGGCAGUCUAUGCCUUACGGAGAGGAGUCGUUUAAGGACCCCGCCCACCUGGGUUACCUGACGUCGACCCAAGCACUGGCGGACUUCGCCGUCCUGAUCACCCGUCUGAGGAAAACCGCUUCCGGGGCCGCGAACAGCCCCGUCUUCGCUUUUGGAGGGUCGUAUGGGGGCAUGCUCGCCGCCUGGAUACGGAUGAAGUAUCCCCACCUAGUGGCAGGGUCCCUUGCCUCUGCUGCAUCUAUAUUCCAGUACCCAGGGAUCACAGACUGCGAGGCGUACUCUCACGUCGCCACCAGGACCUUCCAGCGGUCAGCAGCAGGCUGUCCGGGACGGAUCAGGUCUUCUUGGGACAUCAUUGAUGACUUAGGGAAGACAGGUGCAGGCCUCCAAAACCUGACGUCGAUGUUCCGUCUGUGUGAGCGGCUGACUGCAGACGACAUGCCUGCCCUGGUGGACUGGCUGGUGAACCUGUGGAUGAUCUAUGCCCUGAUAGACUACCCGUACCCUGCAAACUUCCUCACACCACUGCCGGCCUGGCCUGUCAAGGAAGCUUGUCACCUGAUAGUAAGCAAUGAGGAUGUGCUGUCUGGUGUUGCAGCUGCAGCAAAGCUGUACUUCAACUACACAGGACAGACGGCCUGUCUGGACAUCUCAAAACCAUACUACGGGGGCCUGGCAUGGCAAUAUCAGGCCUGUACGGAGCAGAUUGAGCCGAUAUGUUCGGACGGCGUGAACGACAUGUUCCCCGCCAUCCCGUGGGACCUGUCAGCGUUCUCGGAGGCCUGCUACGAGAGGUGGAAGGUCAGACCUCGGCCGCACUGGGCGGUGACGGAGUACUGGGGUCGGAACAUCAGCGCAGCCAGCAACAUUAUCUUCAGUAACGGUGACCUUGACCCCUGGUCAGCUGGGUGUGUUCUGAAGUCCCUGUCAGACUCCCUGGUUGCCAUAGUGAUGGAGGACGCCGCCCACCACCUCGACCUUCGACCCAGCAACCCUGCUGACCCCCCCUCUGUCAUAAAGGCCCGAGCACAGGAGGCGGAUAUCAUCGAAAAGUGGAUACAGGAAUAUCGUGCAGCAGGGUUGUAGCCAGCCUGAAAUCAUUUUCUGUCCGCUCGAUU